This is a messenger RNA of Aspergillus steynii IBT 23096, 4284 nucleotides long. Its product is annotated as LEA domain protein. The record is from RefSeq and is a predicted model, not a curated record. The coding region runs from base 465 to 4142 and encodes 1225 amino acids. NCBI's taxonomy places the organism in Eukaryota, Fungi, Ascomycota, Eurotiomycetes, Eurotiales, Aspergillaceae. The transcript has a single exon.
AUUCUAUACUCAGAUUGUUUAGUAUUCGCUUUUGUCUAUCCAUUUUAUCCUAUCCUAUCCUAUUCUUUUUUAUCCUGCCUUCUCUAAGCUGAGGAUUAUUCCUGUAUACUAUAGCACUUACUGUAUAUUUGUCGACCUAUUGCCUCCCUAUUGUCUAUCUAUACGAUCUCACGACCGUCAAGAUUAACGACCACUACACCAACCUCUACUACAGCUACUACGUCCACCACCAGCAAAACUGUCACCUGCAUAUCCAUCAUCACAUCUAUCCCUCGUCUCCGUCUACUCCUUCCAGACCUACGACGCCGAUACCGAAACCCUCCACAACACCCAGUCAACACCCCCAACCACAAACCGAACAAACACCACCACCAGCAUAUCACCUGACUCCCACCUCACCACAUCCAACAACCCCAUCAACAACACAAUCCUCCAAACCAACUCCAUCAUCCAUUCCAUCCAAAAUGUCCUCCGGAACAGCCCGCAACCUCGGCUCCGGCUUCAGCCCCUCCCCAAAACGCACCCCCCGCAAGCUCAACGUCCCCGAGUCCACCCCCCUCAAGGAAAAAGACCCCGAGCCGCCCGCCACACCGUCACCCCAUCGCGCCGGCUCCCAGUCACGGUCUCAGUCCCAGCUGGGCCUGAACCAAGGCGAGCAGCGCGACCUCACGUCCGCGUCGCCCGCCCCGGUCGAAGACACCCAGUCGCAGGCACAGUCCCAGGCUGCCUCGGCCUCCGGCUCUGUCGGCGGCCUGGGCGGCGCGAUGUCGAGCAUUGCGGGCGGGAUCGCAGGGGGGUUGAAGAGCGCUGUGUCUGGUGUGAGUCGCGUCGGACGAGGCGCGACGGACACGGCGGGCGAUACCGUGGGCCAGGUUGGUGAGACAGUGCAGCAGACACUUGAUCUGUCGGCACUGAAAGGUCUCGAGGUCGGCCAGGAGGGCAAUAUUGCCGAUUCCGCGGGCAAUGUGCUCGGACGCAUUGUGGAAGGCGAUCCGGCCGAUUUGGUCGGGUAUGUGGUGAACGAGAAUGGGGAGGUAUUGGAUCAAGACGGCGAUUUGAUCGGACGGGCGGAGGUCGUGCCGGACGCGGCGCAGAAGGUCGCAGGGGCCGUGGAGGACUCGGUCGCUGUGACGGAGCUGUCGGCGCUGAAGGGUAAGGUGGUGAAUGAUGAAGGACUGUUGAAGGGCGAUGAUGGCACAGUUAUUGGGAAGGUGGUGGAGGGCGAGGCGAAGGAUUUGGUGGGGUAUGCGCCGAACGAGGAGGGCCAGAUCCUCGAUCAGGAUGGGGAUCUGGUCGGCAGGGUUGAUGUCGUUGCGAAGGCGGCAGCGGAUGACGUUGGCAGUGUUGUGCAGGAAGUUGGCGGCGUUGCCGAUAACGCUGAGGCGAAGGCGUCUGGUGUUGGAAGCGCUGUUCCUUCCGGUGCUGGCGCGAAGAGUGGUGUUGAUGAGGCUGCGGACGAUGUUCAGAACUUGUCGGUUGAGGACAAGUCCAAGGCUGACGAUGCCACGGUCACUGCUGAUGAGUCGGUUUCGAACGUCGGCUCGAAGGUCGAUGCUGGAUCUAAGAUCGAAGAUGUCGGUUCCAAGGCUGAUGAUGCCUCGAAGGUCGGCUCAAAGGCCGACGAGGCAAGAUCAAAGAUCGAUGAAACUGGCUCCAAGCUCGAUGCUGGUUCCAAGAUCGAGGAGACGGGCUCCAAGGUCGGCUCAAACGUCGACGAGACAGGCUCUAAGCUCGACGAAGCCGGAUCCAAGAUUGACGACACCGGCUCGAAGGUCGAUGAAGCUGGCUCGAAGGCCGGGUCGAACAUCGACGAGACUGGUUCUAAGCUGGAUGAAGCUGGUUCCAAGAUCGACGAGACCGGAUCCAAGACCGAUGAGGCUGCCUCGAAACUUGACGAAACUGGCUCCAAGGCCCCCGACGACGCGACCGAAGUAUCCGGCGACUUUGAAUCCACCAAAGAAGUCCAAGAGGGCGAAGAAGUCGAGCUGCCUCCCCUCUCCAUCCUCGAGGGCCUUACCACCAACAAAAAUGGCAACAUCAUCAGUCCGACGACCGGUAAGCCGAUCGGUAAGGUGACUGAAGGCGACGUCAAGAAGCUCGCACGCAGCGGCGCCCAGCUGGACGCAAAGGGCCAGUUCUGGGACAACCGCGGCAACGUGCUAGGGAAGGCCGAGACACUCCCCACGCAGGAAUACGAGGAAGAGGCGAUCUUCGCGGGCCUGGAGGGCCUGCAUGUCGUUGAGGACGGGUUCGUCGAAGACGACAAUGGCAAGCGAGUCGGAAAGAUCGUUCAAGGCGACGCGAAGAAGGUUCUCGGCCGCGCGGUCGAUCAGGACGGAGAAGUCACCGAUAGUCACGGCAAUGUGAUCGCGAAGGCCGAGUACUACGAGGAGCCGGAGGCGGAGGCAGAGCCCGAGCCCGAAGUUAUCGAUCUGUCGAGCUUGAACGGCCUUUCGCCGAACAAACUGGGUCUGGUCAUCGGGCCGAAGGGCAUCCCGAUCGGUCGAGUUGUUGAAGGGAACCCUAAGGAGCUGGCGGGUAAGGAGAUCGACGACGGGAUUAUCUAUGAUGGUCGCAAGCCUGUCGGUCGCGUGGAGCUGAUCCCUGAGAACGAGCGCGAGAAGAAGGCCGAGGGACCGUUCGCGGGACUGGAGGGCCUGGUCGUUGAUGACGAGGGCUUCGUGGUCGAUGAGAAUGGCAACCAGGUCGGCAAGAUCACCGAAGGCGAUAUCAAGCAGCUGCGCGGCCGUAGCGUCGACGAGGACGGCGACGUGAUCGACAAGUUCGGCAGCGUCAAGGGCCACGCUGAGCCAUACUCGCCUCCUGAAGAGGAGCCUCAGCCGGAGGUCGACCUGUCCAUUCUCGAAGGCAAGGUCGUCAACAAGGCCGGCAACGUGGUCGACGGGUCUGGCACUGUCUUCGGCCGUCUGGUUGAAGGCGACAAGCGCCUGGCCGGCCGCAAGGUGGACCGCUACGGCCAGAUCUGGGGCGACAACGGCGAGGUGAUCGGACGCGCGGAGCUCAUCCCCGGCGCUGAAGAAGAGAAACCCGAAGGCUCGUUCUACGGCAUCGAGAGCCCUGUUGUCGGCAAAGACGGCGUCGUGACGGACGCAUCGGGCCGCAUCAUCGGGCGCGUGGUCGAAGGCGACGCCAAAAAGCUGGAGGGCCGCAAAGUCGACGAGGACGGCGACAUCCUCGACAAGAACGGCAACAGCCUGGGCCGCGCCGAGCGCUGGGAACCCGAAGAGAAGAAGCGCACCGUGAACCCGAUGUCCGGCCGCAAGGUCACCCGCGAGGGCGAAGUGCGCGACGCCGACGGCAACCUCAUCGGCAAACUGACGUCCGGCAACCUGCCGACGCUCGUGGGCAAGGAGAUCGACGACAACGGCUACGUCGUUGACAACGACGGCAACAAGAUGGGCGAAUGCACACUCAUCGAGAACAUCCCUGAGCCUGAGCCCGAGGAGCCGGAGCCAGAGCCUGAGCCCGAGCCCGAGCCCACGAAGGAAGAGCUCGAGGCGCAGAAGGACCGCGAUCUGGCGAAGAAGAUGAGCGCCAUCAUCGGCCAGACGCUGGACCGCGUGCGCCCCAUUUGCAAGAUGAUCAUGGACUAUAUCGAGAAGGCGAACCGCACGCCGCGCGAGGAGCUGGAUGAGGAAGAGCUCGUCAAGAACGUGAAGCCCCUUCUCGAAGAGGGAGGUAGCAUCCUGCAGGAAUGCAAUGGCGCCAUCCGCGCGCUUGACCCCGAUGGCCACAUCGCUGCGACCGCUAAGGCGCGCGCGGCGUCGCAUGAGGCAUCGCCCGAGGAAUACGCCCUCGCGGACCAGAUCAAGGAACUGACCGACACUGUCGUGCACACGAUCGAGACGGGCAAGCGCCUCAUCGCGGACAUGCCCCAUGCUAAGAAGGAACUCAAUCCCUUGUGGGCGCUUCUCGGCGAGCCCUUGUUCCAGAUCAUCGCGGCCGUGGGUCUGCUUCUGACUGGUGUCUUGGGUCUGGUUGGUCGUCUUCUGGAAGGUCUCGGACUGGGUCCCUUGGUGCACGGCUUGCUCGGUGGACUGGGUCUUGAUAAGUUGCUGAGUGGUCUCGGAUUGACAUCGUUGACCGAUGCGUUGGGAAUCACCGGGAAGAAGAAGAAAUAAGCUGGGAGAAUGAUAUGAUGGAAAAUGGAGGCUAUGUUUAUGGUUUUGAUUAUGGUUUUGAUAUCCUUCAAUUCUCGGUAUUGCUUAAUUUGCCUAAUUUGUGUAUGAUAGCAAGAUUCAAUCUACUUACAUAUUGUUCAAG